CUAUACCAAUGAAAGAAGAGGAAGAGCUGGAAAUUAAUGCAACAGCUGAUCGAAUAGCGGUUUGGAGCUAUUUCCUUCCAAUGAUGAUUUGUUUUUGCUCCAUGUGGCUGAUUAUUGGUGGAUAUUUUUCAUUGCCGAAAUCGCAAUUUUAACAACAUAAAUUUAUCGAAAUAUAUUGAAAGUAGACAAUUGUUAGUUAUAAAAAAUGUCUUCAAUAGAAAGUGAAACUGUUGCUCUCAGUGAAAUGGAGCGUCUAACAGCCCAUUUGCGAACGCAAAUUGAACAAACAAAACGUGGCGAGGGGCUUGAGUUUGAAGAAGACGAAGAGUAUGUGAAAUUACAAACUGAGAACACGAAACUAAAACAUCGUUUGGCGAUUUUAAACAAGGCAAUUGCAGCAGAACAGAAUGCGCACGGCUCCACUGCUGUUAUUAAAUACCAACCAGUUAAACUACCUAGCACAGUUAACGAAAUGAUAUCAAUAACUGAACAUCUUGUAGAUCUAUUUACAAAUGCCAUCGCAUUGGCAUUUCCAAAUCUUGCUGGCACACAGGCUAUUAUAUCACCUGUGAAUGCAACUGCUGCCAAGUUUGGUGACUAUCAAUGCAAUAGUGCUAUGUCGUUAGCGAAGACAUUAAAAGCUGCCGGUGUUAAUAAAUCUCCUCGCGAUAUAGCUAAUGAAAUAGUUAAAAAUGUUGCACCAUCGCCGCUUGUGGCGAAAACGGAAGUUGCCGGUGCUGGUUUCAUCAAUGUGUUCCUUAAAAAGGAUUAUGCUGUGCAUGCUAUCGAAAACAUUUUACGCAAUGGCGUAAAACCACCAGCUUGCCGUAAACAACGUGUACUCGUUGACUUUUCUUCACCUAAUAUAGCUAAACAAAUGCAUGUUGGUCACUUACGCUCAACGAUUAUCGGCGAAUCUAUUUGUCGUUUGCUAGAGUUCUUAGGUCACGACGUGCUGCGCAUCAACCAUCUUGGCGAUUGGGGUACCCAAUUCGGUAUGUUGAUUGCGCACUUGGAAGAUCGUUUUCCCAAUUUUCUUAACGAAAGUCCACCAAUCGGAGAUUUGCAAGCCUUUUACAAAGAGUCGAAGAAGCGAUUUGACGAGGAUGAAGAAUUCAAGAAGCGCGCCUACAAUUGUGUUGUAUUACUACAAAGCGGUGAUGCGAACUCAACUAAAGCUUGGACUCAGAUUUGCGAUGUGUCGCGUCAAGAGUUCCAAAAAAUCUAUGAACGUUUGGAUGUAACAUUGAAACCAGUCGGUGAAUCUUUCUAUCAGUCACGUAUGAUAGAAGUUGUGAAGUUUUUAGCAUCCAAAAAUCUGUUAGAAGAAGACGAUGGUCGCAAAAUUAUGUGGGCUGAUGAAACCUCAUCGGGCAUACCUUUGACCAUAGUCAAAUCAGAUGGUGGUUUCACCUACGACACAUCAGAUAUGGCUGCUAUAAGGUAUCGUUUAGAAGAAGAAAAAGCAGAAUGGUUGAUUUAUGUUGUGGACUCUGGCCAGAGCACUCAUUUACAAAAUAUUUAUCGUGCUGCGGAACGUGCGGGCAUUUUUAAUCCAAAAAUACAUCGCGCCGAUCAUGUUAACUUCGGUGUAGUAUUGGGUGAGGAUGGUAAAAAGUUCAAGACACGCUCCGGUGAGACAGUGAAACUCUCAGAUCUGCUUGAUGAAGGCUUAAAACGUGCACUUGAUAAAUUAUUGGAAAAAGAACGUGAUAAGGUUCUCACACCAGAGGAAUUGAAAGCAGCGCAAGAAUCUGUGGCUUAUGGUUGUAUUAAAUAUGCCGAUUUAAGUCAUAAUCGCACCAAUGAAUAUGUGUUCUCCUUCGAUAAAAUGUUGGAGGAUCGUGGUAAUACUGCUGUAUAUCUGCUCUAUGCAUUUACGCGCAUCUGCUCAAUAUCACGUAAUUGUGGUGAAGAUUUCUCUGACCUGGUGAAAAUAUUAGAUAAUCGUACUAAGAUUGAAUUGGAACAUGAAAAGGAAUGGAAACUAGCGAAGACUCUAUUAAAGUUCCCCGAUGUGUUGGUUAAGAUUUCAAAGGAUUUAUUGCUGCAUACACUUUGUGAAUUCUGCUAUGAAGUUGCUACCGUAUUCUCCGAAUUCUAUGACAAUUGUUAUUGUAUUGAGAAAAAUAAGAGUGGCGAAAUUGUGAAGGUCAAUCGUGGACGAAUAUUGUUAUGCGAAGCUACAGCUGCCAUAUUGAAGCAGUGCUUCUUUAUUUUGGGCUUGAAGCCUGUUUCUAAGAUUUAAAGUGCUCACUUAACUCAUAUUAAAUUGUAUAAUACUGCUAUAAUGUAUUAAUUUUUUACAGAAAAUUGAGUUUGAUAAAAUUCAUACAA
Ceratitis capitata (Mediterranean fruit fly) is the source of this 2337-nucleotide messenger RNA. RefSeq names its product probable arginine--tRNA ligase, cytoplasmic (gene ArgRS). Gene Ontology annotation, biological process: arginyl-tRNA aminoacylation. The transcript has 5 exons. Bases 206 to 2248 code for a protein of 680 amino acids. Gene Ontology annotation, molecular function: ATP binding; arginine-tRNA ligase activity. The record is from RefSeq and is a predicted model, not a curated record. Lineage: Eukaryota; Metazoa; Arthropoda; Insecta; Diptera; Tephritidae. Gene Ontology annotation, cellular component: cytoplasm.